Molecule: messenger RNA, 906 nt
Organism: Dryobates pubescens (Downy woodpecker)
Lineage: Eukaryota; Metazoa; Chordata; Aves; Piciformes; Picidae
Gene: GRAP2
Product: GRB2 related adaptor protein 2
Exons: 7
Coding region: 19-906 (295 amino acids)
Molecular function (GO): protein binding
Source: RefSeq, a predicted model, not a curated record
CUGCCAGCAAGCCACAGUAUGGAAGCCAUCGCCAAGUUUGAUUUCAGUGCUUCUGGAGAGGAUGAACUGAGCUUCCAGGCUGGGGAUAUGCUGAAGGUUUUGAGCUCCCAGGAAGAGUGGUACAAGGCUGAGCUCAGAAGUCAAGAGGGAUACGUUCCCAAGAAUUUCAUUGAUUUUCAAGUUCCUCCCUGGUUCAAUGAGAGGAUAUCCCGCCACGAAGCAGAGAACAUCCUCAUGAGUAAAGGAGUUGGCUCCUUCGUUGUUCGAGCCAGUCAGAACUCUCAUGGUGACUUCUCCAUCUCUGUCAGGCAUGAAGAUGAUGUGCAACAUUUCAAAGUGAUGAGGGAUUCAAAGGGUAGCUAUUACUUGUGGACAGAGAAAUUCCAUUCACUAAACAAGCUGGUGGACUACUACAAGACAACUUCCAUCUCCAGGCAGAAGCAGAUCUUCCUGAAGGAUAACAGCCAAGAAGAGAAGGAGAGGCGUGGUGGAAGCCUGGAAUGGACGGGCCGGGAAGGAUUCUACCUGGGCGGAGCAGCUGGAGAGCAUUCUUCCAUGUCCAAGAGAUAUGUAGAGCAUCCUAUCCCCAUAUUGCAGCAGCAACAGGAUAGAUAUGGUGGGAGUCUGGACAGGAAAGAUGAGCUGCAUGGAAUAAGGGAUCACGGCCAGGGAAGUGCAUCAGCUAUGCAGAGAAGACACACAGACCCACCACACCAUCAGACACCGCGAACGCUGUGGGUGCGUGCCUUGUACGACUUCGACGCUAUGGAGCAUGACGAGCUGGGCUUCCGCAGCGGAGACAUAGUAGAGGUCCUGGACAGCUCCAACCCAUCGUGGUGGAAAGGACGUCUGCGUGGGGAACUGGGUCUCUUCCCUGCCAACUAUGUCACACCAGUGCUCCUGUGA